CUCCGUGAUUUCUUAGACAAAACAAAGUCCCUGCGCAAGCGAUUGUAAGACUACCAGAAACCGCAGAUGAUACAUCUCACCUCCGUCAUACUCCUCGACACGUUUAUUUUCUGAUAUGCCCUAAAGAAUGUUCGUCCACUCUUCGAGCACCACGAUGUCGUUUUUACCGAUGAGUGAAAUGUCGGCGUUGCAUACGUGGGGUUUACCCGCCGCCCUUCAUACAUUGCUCUGCUGGACUAAUAGUAGGUUGCAGAUGGGCCACAAGACGGACAAAGUGACGUCCUCACACAAGAAUUGCAGCCGGAGGCGGAGCGUGUAUCUGGAUCAUCUGUUGUCUAUCAUAUCGAGACCCUUAUGGAAUUACUUCUGCAGAAAAGGCGAGACCAUCUAUGUCGUAAGAAGCAUCUUGGGCAAGGAGGCAAAGGCGCCAAGGUGCCACACACUUCUGCCAUCGGUACAGGAGUUUAGGACGUGUCGCUGAAAUAUUAUCUUUGAACGAUUAAUCGCCCAAUUUUACGCGCAUAUAUGCAGGUGAAAAUUUUUGUUUAGGAUGCGAGAUACAACAGAAGCUAGCG
This is a messenger RNA of Guyanagaster necrorhizus, 575 nucleotides long. RefSeq lists its product as uncharacterized. The transcript has a single exon. The coding region runs from base 128 to 481 and encodes 117 amino acids. The record is from RefSeq and is a predicted model, not a curated record. Lineage: Eukaryota; Fungi; Basidiomycota; Agaricomycetes; Agaricales; Physalacriaceae.